GGGGGCGGGGCCGGCGGCGGCGGGCUGGGGGCGGCGGGCGCGGGCCGAGCGCGGGCAGCGGGGCCGGACCCGGGGCCGGAGCCGCCGCCGGGCCCAUGGAGCUGGAGAACAUCGUCGCCAACACCGUCCUGCUCAAGGCCCGCGAAGGUGGUGGAGGAAACCGGAAAGGCAAGAGCAAGAAAUGGCGCCAGAUGCUGCAGUUCCCCCACAUCAGCCUCUGCGAGGAUCUCCGGCAAACCCUCGAGCGGGACUACCACAGCCUGUGCGAGAAGCAGCCCAUUGGGAAAAUGCUCUUCCGGCAGUUCUGCGAGACGCGUCCGGAGCUGUCCCGCUGCGUCAAGUUCCUGGAUGCUGUGGCGGGGUACGAAGUGGCUCCAGAUGAGAAGCGGAAGGAGUGCGGGCAGGACCUGAUUGAAAAGUACUUGAAGCCAAACAGUGAGGACCAUGUGCCUGAAGUUCCCUCGCAGCUGGUGGAUGCCUGUUGUGAGAGGCUGGAGCAGGAACCUUCCAAGGAGCUCUUCAAGGAAUGCACUAAGCUUAUCCACGACUACCUGAGCGUGGCUCCCUUUGCCGACUACCUCGACAGCUUGUACUUCAACCGCUUCCUACAGUGGAAAUGGCUGGAACGGCAGCCAGUGACCAAAAACACUUUCCGCCAGUACCGUGUGCUGGGUAAGGGCGGUUUUGGCGAGGUUUGUGCCUGCCAAGUGCGUGCCACAGGAAAGAUGUAUGCCUGCAAGAAACUGGAGAAGAAACGGAUCAAAAAGAGGAAAGGAGAAGCCAUGGCCCUGAAUGAAAAACAGAUCCUGGAAAAAGUGAACAGUAGGUUUGUAGUGAGCUUAGCCUAUGCAUAUGAAACUAAAGAUGCUCUCUGCCUAGUGCUGACCCUCAUGAAUGGAGGGGACCUCAAGUUCCAUAUCUACCACAUGGGAGAGGCUGGCUUCGAGGAGCCCCGGGCAGCUUUCUAUGCUGCUGAGAUCUGCUGUGGCCUCGAGGACUUGCACCAGGAGAGGAUAGUGUACAGGGACCUGAAGCCAGAGAACAUAUUACUGGAUGACCACGGUCACAUCCGUAUCUCAGACCUGGGACUAGCUGUGCAUGUGCCAGAGGGCCAAACAAUCAAGGGCCGGGUGGGGACAGUUGGUUACAUGGCUCCAGAGGUGGUGAAGAACGAGCGCUACACGUUCAGCCCGGACUGGUGGGCUCUGGGCUGCCUGGUGUACGAGAUGAUCGAGGGACAGUCCCCCUUCCAGCAGCGCAAGAAGAAGAUCAAGCGGGAGGAGGUGGAGCGGUUGGUGAAGGAAGUGCAGGAGGAGUACUCGGAGAAGUUCUCGCCCUGCGCCCGCUCCCUCUGCACCAUGCUCCUGUGCAAAGACCCUCUGGAACGCCUGGGGUGCCGAGGAGCUGGGGCCAAGGAAGUGAAGGAACACCCUCUCUUCAAGCACCUCAACUUCAGGAGGCUGGAAGCAGGCAUGCUGGACCCUCCCUUCAAGCCCGAUCCCCAAGCCAUCUACUGCAAGGAUGUUCUGGACAUCGAGCAAUUCUCCACAGUGAAAGGAGUGGAGCUGGAGCCCACAGACAAUGACUUCUACCAGAAGUUUGCCACAGGAAGUGUGCCCAUUCCUUGGCAGAACGAGAUGAUCGAGACAGAGUGUUUUAAGGAGCUGAACGUCUUUAGCACAGACGGCACGGUGCCCCCAGACCUGGACUGGAAAGGGCAGCCUUCUCCACAGCCCAAAAAAGGGUUACUCCAGCGCUUGUUCAGCAGACAGGACUGUUGUGGAAACUGUGGUGACAACGAGGAAGAGCCCACUCGGCUGUAGAGCACAGCUUGUUCUCCAGCCCCUGGGACCCCCUUGCCUCUCCGAGCGCCCAGCCUGAAGGACACGACUGCAGUGGCCCCACAAGGUGGAUUUGUUUACAGCUUUACACGUCUGUAUUUGAAGACUGUGAGGAUGACUCCAAAACUGGCAGCAGCACAUGGCUCAGGCUGAGAUGCCUCUGUCCAUGGGCAAGCCCUGAGACAAACCCGGACACUUCCAAAUGUGCUGCUUGGGAUGGUGCUGCUGCCGCUACCCUCCUGGGCCCAGGGUGGGAGGGAAGGAUCAUGCCAGUGUGGGCUAAGGCCAGGCUGGAGCAGCUCUGCUGACACAUUCCACGGUGCCAAAGUGGCACCGCAGGUUUGAUGUAUAUUUAUAUAUGUCGGUCUGUACAUAUCACAUGUCAGUUUUUAAUCUAUAGGUGGGGGCCUGCACUGCCCCCACCCUGUCACAGGCACAAAUGUCCUCCUAUGGGGGGAGUGACAGUCCCAGCUUUGUUCCAGGGAGUCCUGGGCAGAGGCCUUCUGUGCCUUGAGGUGUCUAAAGCAUCUUUCCUGGACCUUUCUGGCCGUGCUGAGGCAUCCCUGGCUCCAGCGGAGUCCAUUGCUCAGCCCUGAGGCACAGGAAAGCACUGUGCCAAAGCAUCUCCUGUUGUGUCCUGGCAGCAGUGUCACUGCCUCAUCCUCGCUUCCCUGUCUUGCUGGAUCUUGCUGCCUACUGCCUCCUUUCACACAUGCUGCCGGCAAGCUGAUCCCAAGCCCCUUUCCAGCCCGUCUCCUGGCACAGCAGGAUGCAGCCACUCCUGCGGUACCUGCUGCUGCUGGGUCCAAAGGGUUGGUCUGAUCCCUGGCAUGCUGCAGGAUGGUCCCAGCAUGGUUCCACCAGCUCUGGACCUGCGCAUGCCAGGGGUGCUGCCGUCUCGAGGCCCUGCUCGGUGUCGGAGGAGCAGACACAUAAGGGACCCUGCUCUCGGGAAGCAAAGCUGUGGUAAAGGGAAUGUCCCUUCCUUGGUUCAUGUGGAGCUGCGACCCAAGAGUAAGUGGGCUGGGACCAGCUUACUGUGUGUCCCCAGGGGUCCUGGAGAGCCAGCACAGCUCCUGCACCCAUGGGCAGGGUAGAGUGGAGGGGUUGGAGCCUUCCCUGGGGAGCAGCACGGGGCUCAGCCCACCUCCACUCUGCUUGUCCUGUCCGUUCUUGUACACACUUGUCCUAGCUGUGUCCUGAGCAAUAACUCGUCCCUUCUCUGUGUGUGUGUGUGUGUGUGUGUGCACACGCGUGUGUGCGUGUGCUGCUGCCUCUGCUCUUUCUGAGCCAGGCCCCCCAGGGGGGCUGAGCACCUACUUGGACCUGUGGUAUCAUUUGCUUGCCUUGCACUAAAGUUGGAGAGUAUUUAAAUUUUUAA
Pseudopipra pipra is the source of this 3222-nucleotide messenger RNA. It is a transcript of the gene GRK6, whose product is annotated as G protein-coupled receptor kinase 6. Gene Ontology annotation, molecular function: ATP binding; G protein-coupled receptor kinase activity. Lineage: Eukaryota; Metazoa; Chordata; Aves; Passeriformes; Pipridae. Gene Ontology annotation, cellular component: cytoplasm. Gene Ontology annotation, biological process: signal transduction; protein phosphorylation; regulation of signal transduction. The transcript has 16 exons. The coding region runs from base 96 to 1823 and encodes 575 amino acids. The record is from RefSeq and is a predicted model, not a curated record.